AUUUUCCAUCCAUCUCAAACCACCUAUUCAUUUGUCAUUGAGCGACUUUGUUUUCUGGAAACACACUCACUGGUAAAGGRGGUGAUUGUUCCGGGUAGGCCUAAAGCACUAAUGAAAUGUGUUCGUUAAGAAAWUCCGGUGUGGUUUUGCAAUGUGCUCACCGCCAGCACUAACUGAAAAAGUGAGAUAGAGGAAGAGAGAGGGAGAGGAACUGAAAUGACGAACACAGAAUGGAUUCAGUAAAAUUGCUUUAAUAAUGUAGGAUAUAUUUUAUUUAUAUUUUUUAUAGAAGUUUGUAAAUUAUUUAUGCGACACCAUGGACUGUAACAUAAUGGACAUUCUAGAAGAAUUCAUGGAAAGUGCGUUGGUGACUUGGGUACAGCUCUUUGAUGGUGUAGUGGACAGGGAGGAGAAUGUCAUGCUCUACAACCAGUACAUGGAGGUGAACUCCAAGUCCCAGAAUUCCCAUGACCGCUACCUGAGGCUGACCAAUGGGAUCUUUCUCAACGAGGUCAUGAGGGUCAUAGACCCCAACCCCAAGCUGGAGCAUUUGUACCGCAGUGGGAGAGAUGACCAGAUGCUCCGAGUCCAGAACUUCUCCAUCCUCAACCGACACCUCAGGGCCUUCUACCAGGAAGACCUACAGCAGCUGAUUCUGAUGCCUCUUCCGAACAUUGCCAUUUUGGGGCAAGACCCCCUAACAGAGGCAGCAGUGGAGGAGUUGAGGAGAUUGCUACUGCUUUUACUGGGAUGUGCUGUACAGUGUGAGAGGAAGGAAACAUUCAUACAGCAAAUCCAGUCGCUGGACAUCGAGACUCAAACUGRCAUUGCCAACUGUAUCCAGGAGGUGACCCAGGACCCCAGAGCGGUGCUGCCGCUGCAGUGGGAGGAGCUGGGAGGGCUGGAGGAGGUGGAGCUACAGGUGCUGUUUGGCUCCAUGGCCAGACAGAUCCAAGGCCUGCUGGCACAGAGYGACACACACCUGGAGAGGAUAGCAGAGUUGUGUUGGAAGAGUGAGGUCCAGCAGGCUGAGUCUGUCAUGGCAACCCGAGGUGGUCACGUUGACGAGCAGCCCCAGGGUCUGGCUGUCCAGCUAGCAGACAGCAGGGCCAAACUACGAUGCCUCAAACAAGAACUGGAAGACAAAGGGGAUCAACUAUUGGAUCACAAGCAGGAAGUACAAACUAUGGACGAGCAGCUGAAGAAACUUCAGAAGGAGAACCGCAGUCUUCAGGGUGAGGUACGGGGAAUGCGAGCCUUGCGUGACGAGCUGGACUGUCUUCGUGACCGUGCAGGCAGAGCCGAGCAGCUGCAGACAGAACUACAGAGCUGCACUCAUAGACUACGCAGCCUGGAAGUCACUCGCACACAACUGAAGGUAUCGCCACCAAUACACUGCACACUGUUUAGUACACAGAGACACUAUUGAUGGUUUCUCCACCUAUACACCACACACUGUUUAGUACACAGAGACUCUACUGAAGGUAUCGCCACCAAUACACCACACACUGUUGCCACACACAGGCACAAUUGAAGGUACCACACCACCUCUACCGUCAACUGUAGCCACACUCAGCUGAUGGUUGGCCCAUUCCCAAAACAACCCUCAGCCCCUUCCCUCUAGCUACUUCCCUCUGUGUUUGCAGAUGGGCUUACAGUAGGU
Molecule: messenger RNA, 1663 nt
Organism: Salvelinus sp. IW2-2015
Lineage: Eukaryota; Metazoa; Chordata; Actinopteri; Salmoniformes; Salmonidae
Source: RefSeq, a predicted model, not a curated record